This is a messenger RNA of Coturnix japonica (Japanese quail), 2930 nucleotides long. RefSeq names its product sodium channel and clathrin linker 1 (gene SCLT1). Gene Ontology annotation, cellular component: centriole. The record is from RefSeq and is a predicted model, not a curated record. Gene Ontology annotation, biological process: cilium assembly; clustering of voltage-gated sodium channels. Lineage: Eukaryota; Metazoa; Chordata; Aves; Galliformes; Phasianidae.
GGUGGGCGAGAGGAGCGGUUUCCCUUUGCCCUCCCCUUAGCAGCGCUCACCCGCCGGGGAUGUCUUUGGCGUGACGACACGGCCAUGGAGCUCGGCAGCGGGGCAGAGCCGGAUCCGAAGCUGGAUGUGUUUGAGCAGGAUGAAGCAGAGGAGGUUUUGUGUAGUGCUGCUGAGUCAUGUACAGGUGCUAAAACACAGAAUAAUCAGUUACAGAAGAACAUCGCUGGAGGUGAUGGUGUAUCCAGAUCCAGGAUGAUGGACCAAAGCUUGAUAACAAAGAGCGUAGAGUAUGAGAAGUGCUUGGAAGAAAUGAGGGAGCAGCUGCAGAUUUAUCAGGUGCAAAUGAGUGAAAUGAGACAGAAAUUUGAACAAGUCACCAUGGAAAACAGAAGGCUGCAUGCAGAGUUGAAAGAGGCUCUUGAGAUGCAGCUGGAUGCUCUUCCUUUCACGCCGCUGGGAACUGCUAUUCCUGCAGAUGAAGAAAUACUGAGAAACCUUCAGGAGCAACUACAACUCGCAAACCAAGAAAAAGAACAAGCAGUAGAGCUCUGGCAGACUGUAUCACAGGAGCUUGAUCAACUCCAGCAGCAGUACCAGGAACACAUGACUCAAACACAGAUUCACAUGGCUGAAACAUUGAAACAGCAAGAUCAACUGGCUAACUUUCACCAGCUAACUUCAGAACUGCAUGCAGCCAAUGAGAAAAAAGAAUUGAGCAGUCAGUUUCUGCAAACUGUGGCAGAGCAGAAUGUGGAACUAGAGCAGCUACAGAAACAACUGAGGCAAGCUAAAAUAGAUAGGUGGACAGCAAGCGCUAAGGUUGAUGAAAUGAUCAGAUUGACAAAGAUGCUUCAAGGCCAAUUGGAGAGAAAGGAAGAAGAUGUGGUAACUGCCCAGCAAAGAGAAGCAGCAUCUGACAAACUCCUGCAGCAAAUGCAGUCUAGUAUAAAACAAUUAGAAACAAGAUUACAUGUUACCAUCCAAGAUGCUGAAGAGUUGAGAACAGAAAGAACAGCCCUGGAGAAGCAAAUCAGAAUGCUUCAGACAAAGUGUGCUAAAUUGGAAAGGGAAAAGUAUGAGGCAGUUACAAAAGUCCAAGACUGCGUACAGCUGUUAGAAGAAGCUAACCUACAGAAAAGUCAGGCACUGUUUAAGAAGAAACAAAAGGAAGAGGAGAUCAGAAAGAUGAAAGAUGAGAUAUUUCAGCUCACAGAAGAUACUGCUGCAAGAAUUAGAAAGGCAGUGGACAUUGCAAAGAAACAAUACAACGUACAGAUCUCUCAAUUAACAGAAGAACUUUUAGCUCUUCAUAUGGAAUGUGGUGAAAAGCAAGAUCAAAUAGAACGAGCCAUUAGAGAAAAGCGAGCAGUGGAAGAAGAACUUGAAAAGAUUUGCAGAGAAUACGGAGGACAUGAAUCUGACAAUAGAAAACUAGAACAACUGCAUCAGAAAUAUCUACUUGCAGAGACUACAAAAUGUGACCUUCAGCUGAGUCUGCAGACAACACAGCAUAAACUGAAGCUGCUGGAAAUGAACUUUGAGGAAGAGAAAUCUAAUUACCAGAAGAACAUUUCUAACUUGCAAAGCAUUCUGGAUUCAGAAAGAGAAAAGAGUGGCUCUGUUGGUGAACAAAGGUUAAAGCUUCAGCAAGAGAAUGAACAAUUGCAAAAAGAAAUUGAAAGCUUGAAAAAACUGGCCACAGAGGCACAGCAAAAAGCCAAAAUAAAGGUAAGCACUAUGGAGCAUGAGCAUGCUGUGAAAGAACAGGGAUAUGAAGUUCGUCUUAAGGAAAUGGAAGACAUCAGUCAAAAGUCUACUGCUGAACUUAGGCAUCUGUUGGUAGCUCAGCAAAAAGCAACAAAGAGAUGGAAAGAAGAAACAAAAGUUCUUACUGAAACUACUGAAGCUAGGAUCAAUAAGUUAAAAAGUGAUCUGAAUCAACAAAAACUUCGUAAUCAGGAGCUUACUGCUCAGCUGGAAAAGGCAAACGAUAAAGUAAUAGAGGAUGAAAAAUUAAUGAUCGAAUAUCAAAAACAUAUCAAUAGGCUUCAAACGCGACUAAACCAGGCAGAAGAGAGGGCAGCUACAGCAUCACAAAAGCUCAGCACAUUAACUGCAUGGAAGAAAAAGGCUACUUCUUCUCUGAAGGAACUAGAAAAUAUUUAAGUUGGUGUAUUAACAGUAUCCGUACUGUAUUGGAGGUAACAAAGGCUGGCUGAAGAUACUGUCCAAGAAGGAUGCAAACUGAUGGAAUUCAAGUCCUUUGGUGUAGCAAAUGAAACAAUCUGAAACAGUGCUGUGGCUGUGGUGCGUUAUCAGUUUUAGUCUUAAAAAAGAAUACGUGUUAUGUCCAACUGUGACAAAAUUGUUUACAGGGAAUGGAGUCCAUCCUACUGAAAUUCUGAAACAGCUUUGUUCACAUACAGUUGAUAUUUCUUUUCAUUUUGUAGCACAGUAACUUGGGAAUAAUUUCUAGGUCUUACACGAAUUAUAGUAAGACAGUAAUAAAUGACAUCAUGAAUGUCAAAUAGUUUUUAUGAUAGGUGCUACAAGUGGGAAAUGCCUCUACAGCCUUCCAUUUUUAAGAGUUGGUUCAGUUUGCUAUGUCUCUGGAAAACAGUUGAAGUGUUGCUACAGCUAUUCUUACAGCUAGUUUUUAAGGACCCUCACCUUGCUUCAGUUCUUCCUCUCCUCCCAUUACUGUUCUACAAUUGUUCUUUGCAUUUCCACUUGGGACUUCAGUUCUCAGUUACUUCAAAUUGCACAAAGUUGGUCAUCCAGCUCUUAUGAGUGUGUUGGAAUUCUACAAAUGCCAGUAUGUGAAAAUUCUUGAUAGAGGAGAAACUUCAUAGAAAGGAAUCUAAAAUUAUAGCUGAAUUCUGUUUUUUCUAUUUCACCUUAUAUAAUAAACAUUUUGUAUGUGUAACUAA